ACUGAUAUCAGUAUUUUCAAACAAUUCUAAAAGGUACAUUAGUUUUAAUAAUAUAGAAUUAUUUACUAGUGGAUGUUUAUACAUCAUAGUUGACAAUUUGACAGUAAUGAAAGAUUUGCUUUCAUGGAUUUGUACCAAUUUGAGGAUAAAAGACAAAGGCAUACACUAUCUCCCUCCUCGCCUCUUCGCCAGCGAAACGCUUGUUAAGCUGACAAUAGGAACAAAGCUCUAUCUCGGAACCAUCCCUCCAAACGUCUCCCUUCCGUCUCUCAAGACUCUCUUCAUCGACACUGUUUUUUUCGAGUACGGAGAUCUUUGCUGUGUGCUUCUCGCUGGUUGCCCUGUUCUCGAGGAGUUGACAGUCCACCACCAUAACUUUACCGCUACCCCUCACACCAUAGCGAGCCGGACCGUCAAGAGACUAUCGGUUCACUACGAUUCACCCAUUGAUGUCGAUGGCUGUAGCUUUAUGUCGUUUGACAUGCCUGAGCUCGUCUAUCUCGAAUACUCCCAUUGCGCCUUGAGUGAGUAUAGACAAGUUAAUCUCGAGUCACUAGUCGAAGCUAAGCUGGAUCUUUACCCGGAAAAAAACGCCGGUGAGAGGCCUGAUGUUACGGAUCUCAUUAUGGGGAUGCGGAAUGUGCACAUCCUUCAUCUUUCUCUUGACUCUGUUGAUGUGAUUUAUCGUUACUGUUGGGAUGGGUUACCGGUGUUCGGCAAUCUUGUUAAUCUAUCUAUGGGGAUUACUAGUAAGCGAGGCUGCAAGUUGCUGGCAUGUCUACUUAAGCAGUCUCCAAAGCUCGAAACUCUAAUCAUCCAGGAUAUUUGUGGUUACACUCCUGCUGUGUCCAUGCCACUGAACAACGUGAAGGUGUUACAUAUUCUUGAUUAUCAUGGAACUGCCCUAAAGUUGAAGUCUUUUCUUCGGGAAUUCGAUUGUCUUUUAAUGGUACAAGUGGAUAUCGCUGAAGCUGUAGAAGAUAAUGUCAUUACACUGCAAACCAAAAGGAGGGAUCUAAUGAUGCUUCUUGGAGUCUCUCUUCCAUCCAAGUGCCAGUUCAAAGUCACAUAA
Messenger RNA from Raphanus sativus (radish), 1072 nucleotides. RefSeq names its product F-box/LRR-repeat protein At3g60040. The transcript is spliced from 3 exons. The record is from RefSeq and is a predicted model, not a curated record. Lineage: Eukaryota; Viridiplantae; Streptophyta; Magnoliopsida; Brassicales; Brassicaceae. The coding region runs from base 107 to 1072 and encodes 321 amino acids.